CACAGGAAGCGACAGACAGGGGCGGCGGUGAGAGAAAACGGCUUGUCAGAACGCGGAUGUUCUACAGUGCAGUGCUGCAACGUUGUGCAACUAUUUAGGGGACGGGCAGACUGUCUCUCUCUCUCUCUCGAUCUAUUUUGCGUCCGGAACUUGGUCCCCAGUUGCUGCUGUUGCUGCAACCUGGAGAUCAGAACUAUGGCAAGGCCGAGCGAUUCCGAUCUGGGAUCGCUGUUGGCGGCCGCCCGGAGAGAUUACAAAAAGGCUUUCGGAGGAAUGGAUCCUAAAAUCGCGGUGUCGGCGCCGGGAAGGGUGAAUAUGAUCGGAGAGCACACAGAUUACAACCAAGGCUUCGUGCUGCCUAUGGCCUUGCAGAUGGGCACCGUGAUGGUCGGGAGCCCAAGGGAAGAUGGAAUAAUAUCCAUUGUCACAACUGCAGAGGAAGCUGACCAGCCUAAAAGAGUGCAGUUUCAGGUUCCAGGGGAAGGAGGUGACUUGAAACCAGGAGAACCUCGCUGGGCUAACUAUGUGAAAGGGGUUAUCCAGCAUUAUAAAGCUGGCCCUCUCCCUGGCUUUAAUGCAGUCAUAGCCAGUAAUGUUCCACUAGGUGGUGGUCUCUCAAGUUCAGCAUCAUUGGAGGUGGCUACAUACACCUUCCUGCAGCAGCUCUGUCCAGAUGAUGGAGAUCCAGUCGCUAAGGCAUUAGUAUGCCAAAAAGCAGAACACACAUUUGCGAUGAUGCCUUGCGGUAUCAUGGACCAGUUCAUCUCUGUGAUGGGGAAGGAGGGCCACGCCUUGCUGUUAGACUGCAGGUCACUGGAGAUUCGUCUGGUACCACUGAGUGACCCAAAUUUAGUUGUUCUCAUCACCAACUCCAAUGUACGGCACACUUUGACAGGCAGCGAGUACCCCACACGUCGGCGCCAGUGUGAAGAGGCAGCAAAGGCCCUUGGCAAGGCAAGCUUGAGAGAAGCCAGUAUGGCAGACUUAGAGGUGUCUAAAGCCCUCCUGAGUGAGGAGGUGUACAGGCGAGCCAAGCAUGUCAUUGGGGAGAUAGAACGCACUGCCAGGGCAGCUGAGGCACUGCAGACGAGGGACUAUAAGAGAUUUGGACAACUGAUGGUGGAGAGUCACAAUUCCUUGCGGGAUGACUAUGAAGUCAGCUGUCCAGAAUUAGAUGAGUUGGUAUCUGCUGCCUUGGAGAUCCCGGGGGUUUAUGGCAGCCGAAUGACUGGCGGAGGAUUCGGCGGUUGCACCGUUACUCUGCUUGAAUCUGGGGUAGCAGAGAAAGUUCUAAGACACAUCAAGGAAAAAUACAGCGGGACAGCAACUUUCUAUUUCACAAAGCCUUCUGACGGAGCUAAAGUACAUCCGCUUUGUUACCAGGGUCUAGGAGAAUCAUGAAGCUCAGCUUGCUUACCUGAUCCAUCUGCUUUGGACAAAGACCUCUACUACUUAUACAAAAGGAAACGCCUUGAAAUC
Molecule: messenger RNA, 1479 nt
Organism: Elgaria multicarinata webbii
Lineage: Eukaryota; Metazoa; Chordata; Lepidosauria; Squamata; Anguidae
Gene: GALK1
Product: galactokinase 1
Exons: 8
Coding region: 196-1401 (401 amino acids)
Biological process (GO): carbohydrate phosphorylation; galactose metabolic process
Cellular component (GO): cytosol; cytoplasm
Molecular function (GO): ATP binding; galactokinase activity
Source: RefSeq, a predicted model, not a curated record